AUGGCGGAUAUAUUUCAGGAGGAGGAGGAGGCGAUGACGGUAGGCGAAUACGAAGAGAUAGUCGAGGAAGCGUUCGCGGUGCUCGGUGCGGAUGAUCCCGACAAGUGCACAUACGAUAUGGGCUACCGUAAGCGACAGGCUCUCUAUUCCUGCCUUACGUGCGUGCCUCCGCCCAAAAUUCAAACUCCGUCCAAGGGAACUGAGGAAGGCGGUGCAGGAAGUGGAGGAAGCAGUCGUGCGGACCUAAGAGACAUAUUGUCUGGUGACUGGAAACCGGCGGGAAUUUGCACUUCAUGCUCUCUGAAGUGCCAUGAUGGGCAUGAGCUUGUGGAGCUAUAUACGAAGCGUCGAUUUCGGUGUGACUGUGGCACAUCCAAGUUUCACGGGUCGGCUGUUCCUUCAUGCCAGCUGAAACCUGACAAAGAUCCUUUGAAUGAACGCAACGAGUACAACCAGAAUUACGCGGGUGUAUACUGCAACUGUCGAAGGCCGUAUCCUGAUCCAGAGGCUGAAGCCCAAGACGGAGAAACGGACAUGAUACAGUGUGUCGUGUGCGAAGAUUGGUUCCAUGAGCAUCAUCUGGGCCUUGAGCCGGUGUUUGAGGCCCCUGAGGAAUUCUCGAACUUGAUAUGUGACCGCUGCGCCACCGUGAAGUGCCGUUUUUUGAAGCUGUAUCCUCAGCUCUUGCUAGCUCCAGAGCGUACUGGCGACGUUUCUUCAUGUGGGAAUGAGAACAAAAUUGAAGCGGUGAGCAAAGAGGAAGCGGAUGCCAAUGGGGACGAAGCAAGUCUCAAAGUUCCAGGCAUCAAAGCAUGCGACGAUGUAGUAGCCGCUCGUGGACAUCACGCUGAGGAUGUGGAUGCUGUCAAACCUCAGCAGUCUUGCUCAUCUCAUGAAGGCCCUCUUGAUAAACCUGCGGAUGAUUCAACAAGCAGCUCGAAGGCUGAACACUUGCCAAUGGGUCCGAAUGAGAGUGAGGGUUCAGUGCCAACGGGUCCGAAGGAGAGUGAUGGUUCAGUAAAGGCAACUAGUGCAGUUUCAGACGCCGACGCCCUCGGAGGCUCUGAUAAUUCCAAAGUCGGCCCUCUUUUUCUCACAAAUGGGUGGAGGGCCUCCAUCUGCAACUGCCAAGAAUGCACCAGGUUCUACGAGGACCAAGGGGUGGACUUCCUAGUUGAUGUCGAGGAUACUGUCGAAUUCUAUGAGGAAGAAGCAAAGAAGAAACGGCAACAGAAGGAGGAGGAAGCUAGUGUACAGGUUGAAGCUCAGUUUCAGAGCAUGGACCGGGUUGCUCAGUUGGAAAUCAUUCAUGGCCUGAACAGCUUCAAGUCCGAUUUUCAGGAGUUUCUGGCAAAGUUUGCAGGUACUGAUCAUGUGAUUACUGCUCAAGAUGUCAAGCAAUUUUCUGAGGAGCAGAAAGCGAAGCGCUUGCGUCAUUCAUGA
Messenger RNA from Closterium sp. Yama58-4, 1443 nucleotides. Lineage: Eukaryota; Viridiplantae; Streptophyta; Zygnematophyceae; Desmidiales; Closteriaceae. The record is from the annotation of a GenBank genome assembly.